AGAAGUGGAACGUAGCUUCCAGGCUAAACAACAAAAUACGCAUAAGCCAUGGAGACCAACCAGGAAUCCUCACUCUUCCUGGUGAAGAUUUUGGAAGAGCUGGAUACUAAGCAGAAUACCGUUUCUUAUCAGGAUCUCUGCAAAUCACUGUGUGCGAGGUUUGAUCUGUCCCAGUUGGCCAAGCUCAGAAGCGUGCUGUUUUACACCGCUUGCCUGGAUCCUAAUUUCCCAGCGACUUUGUUCAAAGACAAAAUGAGAUGCACUGUAAACAAUCAGCAAUCAAAGAAAAUCAUGGUUGCAGCAGAUAUAGUAACAAUAUUCAACCUUAUACAAAUGAACGGGGGAGUGGCCAAGGAAAAACUUCCAGUUGCAAGGCAGAAAGUGAAGAAGAAAGAAUCAUUUGAGUCCUGUAGAUCUGACACGGAAAUCUGCAAUAUGGCAGACUGCGUGCCUAACUGUGAGCUGAACGACCAGGAAUUUAACAGGGGCUUUUCAGCCAGAAGGUCUUCAAAAUGUAGAAAGAUGGAUUGCAAAGACUGUCAACAAUUUGUUCCCUCAUCAGAACCAAACUUUUUACUUGGCGUUAAUAAGGAGAUGAAGGGCCGGGCUGCCUCUCUGGACAGGCUGCAGGCUCUAGCGACCUACUCCAUUGCCACGUCUCCGCCAUGCGAGAUGCAGAGCACGUAUUUCCCAAUGAACAUUGAAAAUGAAUCUAUUUCAGACCAGGACUCCUUGCCUAUAAGUGCAGGUAUAAAAGAAACCUUCAUUUCAAACGAUGAGCCGUUUGUGAUGCAGUCGUGUGUCCAGAAAAGAAAUAUAUUCAAAGAAGAUUUUCAUAAUCUGAUUACCAUAUCUCCCAGCUUAAUACCAUCCAAUAAAAAGCCAGAAGAUGGACACAGAGAGCCUCAGAACAGGAAAGAAAGCGCUAAGCAGACUUUCUUCAACCACAGCUUUGAAAUGCCCUACAGCAGUCAGUACUUGAAUCCAGUUUAUUCUCCUAUACCAGACAAAAGACGAGUGAAACAUGAAAGUUUAGAUGAUCUUCAAGCUUCAACAUAUUUUGGCCCUACUACUGUUCUCGGGCCUCAGGACACCAAAAAGUGGACUGGAAAGCCAAGCAAACAAACUGCCUGGCCAGCUAAAAGCUGGAGUUUAAAUACUGAGGAGGUACCUGAUUUUGAACGAUCCUUUUUUAAUAGGAAGCAGUCUGAAGAGAAGCCGCGAUACCAGAGUUCAAACUGCCCAUCCCCAAACUUUCCUCCAGCUGACAGGCAUCAGUCCUAUCUAAACACCAAGGAUCAGCAACCAAUUAUGCAGGCAAACUAUGCUGUGAAACAAAAUGGACAUAAACCCAAGGAGAUUCCUUCUAUUCUAGAUGUGGAGAAACAUGAGCCAGUCAAAAAGUUCAAGGAUAAAAGCAUUAAUUGUACUUCUGUUCAGAUCUUAAGCAUUGACCGAACCACAAGUGUUGGGACACAAACGGAGCAGCAAGUUCUGGACCACAAAAAAUGCAAGGAUUUGUGUGCACCGAGCCAAGCCAAGUAUGGAGAGCGACACUCUCUAAAGCAGUCGGAUGAUGACUCUGAAAUUGUGAGUGAUGAUAUCAGUGACAUUUUCCGUUUUUUGGAUGACAUGAGUAUCUGCGGAUCCACAGGAGUGAUGCAGUCUUCAUGCUACAACAGCACCGGUUCCUUGUCUCAGGUACAUAAAUCUGACUGUGAGAGCUCACCUGAGCAUAAUUUGACUAAAAUCUCCAAUGGGAAUGUCAGCAACAAAUUAGAUAAAGUGGUCCGGGCAGAUAUCAGUAAUACAGAUGAUGAACUGAAAACGAGUGUCUGCAAAUUAGUUUUGAGGAUUGGUGAAAUAGAAAAGAAACUGGAAUCUCUCUCAGGUGUCCGAGAAGAAAUCUCCCAAGUCCUGGGAAAAUUAAGCAAGUUGGAUCAAAAAAUUCAGCAGCCAGAGAAGGUCAGCGUACAAAUAGAUCUUAAUUCUUUGACAAGCGAGGCUGCAUCAGAUGAGAGUAACUCCCCCCAGAUAUUUCAGUGUCACAACACUCCUCAUGGAGGUAAACUGGAGAAUAACCCAGAAUGGUGCUGUUCAGAUGCCAGUGGAAGUAAUAGUGAGAGUCUUCGAGUAAAAGCCUUAAAAAAAAGUUUAUUUACUAGGAGGUCAUCAAGAUCAUUAACAGAAGAAAAUAGUGCAACUGAAUCCAAAAUAGCAAGUAUUUCAAACUCUCCCCGAGAUUGGAGAGCUAUUACUUAUACCAACCAAGUUGGCAUUACAGAAGAAGAGAUGAAAGAGAGAGAUGGAGGAGAAAAUAAGGACUGGCACAGGAAAUCUAAAGAGGCAGACAGGCAAUAUGAAAUCCCACAGCCACAUAGACUCUCUAAACAGCCAAAAGAUGCUUUCUUGAUUGAACAAGUGUUUAGUCCUCAUCCAUACCCUGCAUCACUCAAGUCACACAUGAAGAGCAACCCGCUCUACACAGAUAUGAGGUUGACAGAGCUGGCUGAAGUGAAACGCGCCCAGCCAUCGUGGACCAUAGAGGAAUAUACAAGGAACUCGGGGGAUAAAGGCAAAAUUGCAGCAUUGGAUCUACAAACUCAAGAAUCUUUAAACCCAAACAACUUAGAAUACUGGAUGGAAGACAUUUAUACUCCUGGCUAUGAUUCCUUAUUAAAACGCAAGGAGGCCGAGUUCAGAAGAGCAAAGGUCUGCAAGAUAGCUGCCCUGAUAGCAGCGGCAGCUUGUACGGUUAUUCUGGUCAUUGUAGUUCCCAUUUGUACUAUGAAAUCCUGACUCUGCGGACAGACCUGUGACUCCCACCUGUGUGUAUUUCAGAUAGCUCGUGCUGUGUUUCAAACGUCUGAUGGCACAACUGUAACGAAUUUGCUGUGGAAGAAUGUCCUGAGGAUAUCCUGAAUGUCGUAAUCGUAGAAAAAAACAACAAGAAAAACACUUUUUGAGAAGUAUUAUUUUAAAUAACAAACCAUGCGGCAGAGUUAUGGGAACGUGGUUCAAUUUUUAUGCAUUUUUAAAAGUGCAAUACUUUUUUCCUAAAGAAACUAUAUAAUGUUUUACAGAAUCAGAAACUGAUGAGAAUCCAGGCAAAAGAGGAAGGUUGUCUGAGCUAUGUUGCAUUUACCGGAGGUGUGAGUACGGGGAGGUGGCACUGUAUAGAGGGGAAUGUUCUAUAUGCAUUACAUCAGGGAGCUAAGAAAGUCUGAAAGCUCUCUACAAUUUAGAAAACUCUGAAUGUAUUUUAUUUGUUUUAUAAUAUUUAUGUCUUUCAUGAUCAUUUGACUACAAGCAGACUGUGUAGCCAUGAACAGAGUUAGCUGCUAUGUUCAGAUUAAAAAGGGCUCUUUAUAUUUGGUCUUGCCCUAAGACCCACUUUAUCAUCACGGAGUACUUAGAUAAGUGCAAUGUGCUGCAGACCAAAAAGAUUAUGUUUUAAAGCAAUCAAAAGAAGGUUUCAGUUGCUUUUGUUGAAUAACAUUUGCAUAGAGCUGGCAAACACGCCUUGCUAAAAGGGUAUUCUUUACCUCCGCAGACAGCGAAAUUCUCUCAGUUUCACUCCUGUCAGUGAGCAGAGCUGGCAAAUUCGAGCAACGCUCUGUUACAGUUCUUGUAAAUGUAAUCUGAGCAGUUAUAAUUUUGUCACAAAGUCUUUGUGCCUUUUUUUAGACCAUAGAUUAAAUAGAACUGUUUAAUUUUGCUAUUUUAAACCCAUAGCAUAAAUCACAGCGUAAUGGGUACUAAUGGAGGUUCUUUUCCCGCAAGCCUUCUAUACGGUUCAGAGUGCUUCUCAAAUAGCAGGGGCUGGUGGUUACUGAGCACUUAUAUUAAGGGCACAGUUUUUCAGCUCUAGUGGAAACUUGCUAUUAAUGUAAUGCAUUCUGCAGAGAGUCCUUUUGCUUCCCUAUUGUUAAUGUACUUAAGAAUGAUGGUUGCCUCUACUGGACAGCAAGCAGUCUGUAUCCCCUGAGAAACAUCCACUUAAUGCUUCAUCCCAAAUGCAAAUAGCAGGUUAAAAGGAAUUCUCAAGUUAUGACAGAAAUUGCCUACCAUGGCUGCUGAAAGCAAAUACCCGGACAAUAUUUCUCUUAUGCAAAUUAGAGAUUAAAAAAAAAAAAAAAAGUUAAAAAAAAUUUUUUCAGAAAAUAAUGUGAUCUUGCUGGUCCUCUAAGGAGAAGGAGACUCUUCUAGUCAAUGCUCUUUACCUAGGAUAAUUUGAUUUCUUCAGAAGCAGCCCCCCUACAUGAUCACACAGCAGCUAUUCCCGUUCCCUGGCUCUCCAGCUGCUGGGGCUUUCUGGGAUGAGCCACAUUCGCUCUUUGUUUCUGGCUGAUUUAAAAACAAGAAAGAAAAGAGAAAGAAGUGAAAAGGGGUAUGUGGGAGGCGAAGGCUUUGUUGUGACUUUAGAUUUGUGUCAUUUCUUUCUUGCAGCCGGAGCGCCGUUUAUGCACUGCUCAUGUGCUAUGUUUUAUUUAGGAGUAGGUGAUCCCUGGUCCCACUGAUCUAUCAGCAAAAGAACUGUAAGCACAGGGUUGGGUGUUACGUUAGCAAAUACACAACGGGGAUAACCCCCUAGUCCCAAACCUGCACUUGCCUGGCUUGAAUCCUGACCCAAAUUCUGUGGCCUGGGCCCCUUCCUAGUACCAAGAUUUCUCUUUCCUUCCAGAUGCUGCAGGGUGGAGUCGCAGCAGCGGGGGGUCAUUCACACUGUCUGUUUUAGGCCUUCGGUUAUGGAAUAAUUCAGAGCACCUGAGUUCAGGUGCUCAGGAUCCGUAUGGAGUAAAUAUAGACAGGUAGAGAGAGCUCCAGAGACAUUUCAGCGCAGCUCGUAAGGUGUCUAAUAUUAGACAUGUGAACACACUCCAGAGAAGUAUUGCUCUGCGGUUUACCUCACGCGCAGUUUAGGUUGAGGGUAUACAUAAGAAUUUCUGCUUGGUUCCAGAGAAUGUCAGAAGGCCCUUUUUUGUCUCCCCUUGGACGUUAGAAAGAGCAGUGUUGGCAGUGGCACCGUGUCGGUCCUUCACAUGCCACGGUGGGAUGGGUUUGGGAUGGGGUGCUGCGCUGCACCCCUGGACCCUUGCCCAUGGUGCGUCCACCAGCAAGAGAGCCCCAUACCCAAACACGCCUGCCAAAAUCGGCAGUGCUUCUUCCGUUGCAGCUUAGUCAUUGGCUUUUAGAUUAUAUCUGAAUAUCUAAUUGGAUAGAAGAGGAAGAUGCAGGAAGCGUUACUGAUUGCAGGGGCAGAUUGAGGCUAUUCUUGCACUGCUGCAUUUGAGGAGGUUUCUGGGCCCCCUUUUCCAUCUAUGCAGGGAUUGCCAGGAGCUCCGCAACGUGCUUAGUGCCGGCACCGGGUGAGUGUUAGCCCUAGAGGUGCCCGUAGUCCUGGGAAGAAUUUGGGGGGCUCUGGAGUUGCAGGUGAUGGGCUGGCCCAAAGCAAGCACGCAGCGUCCCGAAGCAUCCACGGCGUCCCUACUUCGGCAGGGUGCUUGUGCCCACCCUUGUCGCACGCACGCAGUCAGUGCCAGCCCCCAUCGGGGCUUUGGGUCUCCCCGCGGUCUAGCCCAGAGGCCCCGCUCGGUGGGGCCAGGAGACCCGGGAAAAAGCAGCGGCCGGCUCCCG
Struthio camelus australis is the source of this 5637-nucleotide messenger RNA. The record is from RefSeq and is a predicted model, not a curated record. NCBI's taxonomy places the organism in Eukaryota, Metazoa, Chordata, Aves, Struthioniformes, Struthionidae.